CCUAGUGUUGCUUAGAGGAGAGCGUUUUUAUUAUUUAACAUCAACAGGCAGAUUGAAGUAACUAUGUCAGGAUGGACAUACAGGAAGAGAGUAAAUGUAAUCUCAGUCCCUUAGUUUGCUUGUUGUAGUUUAAAAUAUGUAGUUUAAUAUGACUAUGGAAAACCGGUUUGCAACUAGUCAGGCUGUCGACGUGGCAACAUCAAAACAGGAUCAAGCUGCAACAGAAGGCAACGUUUUCACCGCCCACAAUGGAAGCAUCAUCAACGCGCCCACUGUUAGUAAUGUGAACAUAACCAAUGGCAAUCUUAUUGUCAACGCAAACUGCACACAUGCUCCAGUCGCAACAGACCAAGUUAAGGGUGUCGCUCCCAAACUCAAAGAGAACAUCCAAAAUUGCCAAGAUGAACUAAAAUCCUAUCUUCAGUUGAUGACUAUGACUCUGUCUCAAGGAACAGAAGAAGAACCAUCGUCAACUUCUUUAAAUAAAAUCUAUACAGAGCUUUACAUCACAGAAGGAGGCAGUGGCGAAGUCAACACCGAACAUGAGGUUAUUGAAUUGGAGUGUACAAGGUCUAGAAAUGAAGAAAGAAAAAUCGAUCUCAAUGAUAUUUUCAGUGCUUUACCAAAUAAAGAGCCACCACAGAGAGUUUUGACAAAGGGAAUUGCAGGUAUUGGUAAAACAGUGGCUGUGAAGAAAUUCACUCGGGACUGGGCAGAUGGAGAAGCCAACCAGGCCUUCACGUUUGUGUUUCCCUUCACAUUUAGAGAGCUAAACUUAAUAAAAGAGAAAGAGUUCACUCUCAUUGACUUAAUAUGCUACUAUUUUGAAGAGGUCGAGGGUUUGGAUAUUUCAGAUUACAAAAGCUCUAAACUUUUGUUCAUCUUUGAUGGCCUGGAUGAAAGUAAAUUUCCUCUGAACUUUGCCCAAAACGGGCUGUGUCGCAAUGCUACAAUGAAAACAACAGUAGAUAUAUUACUUACAAACUUAUUCGAAGGCAAACUGCUGCCCAAAGCUUCAGUUUGGAUCACAACUCGACCAGCCGCAGCCAAUAAGAUUCCUCUAAAGCACAUCAACAGAGUGACAGAGGUACGAGGUUUUAACGACGAGCAAAAGGAGGAAUACUUUCAAAAGAAAAUCAGUGACAAGACUAUUGCUCAAAAGGUCUUGGAUCAUCUUUUGUCAAAACCUUUGAGAAGUCUCUACAUAAUGUGCCACAUUCCUAUGUUUUGCUGGAUUUCAGCCACAGCACUUCAAAACCUCCUUGUGAAUGAGGAUCAAGCUGAGCUCCCAAAAACUCUAACAGAAAUGUACAUGCAUUUUCUGAUCAAACAGACAGAGCUGAAAAAUCAAAAAGAUUACCAUGGAGGUGAUUCUGACAGAGAUAUGAUCAUGAAAUUGGGAAAACUGGCAUUUGAGCAGCUACAAAAUGGCAACAUAAUCUUUAGUGAAGAAGAUUUGAAGGAAUGCAACAUCGAUCUGAAACAAGCUGCUGUUUACUCGGGCAUUUGCACACAGAUCAUAAGAAAAGAAUCUGGUCUUCACAAAAAGGAAGUUUACUCUUUUAUACAUUUAAGUGUUCAGGAGUUCCUUGCAGCUCUGUAUGUACACAAGACCUUUGUAGAUCAGCGAAAAAAUCUUCUCAGCCCAAAAGCUGUGAUACCAGUUUCUGAGGGAGGAGAAAGUCCAAUUAUCUUUCUACACAAAAGUGCUGUGGACAUGGCUUUGGAAAAAGAUCAUGGACGAUGGGACUUGUUCUUACGGUUCCUGGUGGGUCUCUCUAAAGACAAAAAUCAGGGGCUUCUUAAGAAAAUAUUUGGAGAAAAGGACAAACUUCCACAGAGCCGUGAGGACACAAUCGGCUACAUUCACCGUAAAAUCCAGAAGACUUCAUAUACCAACAAGGGUAUUAAUCUAUUCCAUUGCUUAAAUGAGUUAGGAGACCAAUCUCUGGUGGAGCAAGUCCAAAAGUAUUACAAUUCAGGGGAUGUCAGCAAAAUUUCACCAAUCCAUUGGUCAGCUCUGGCUUUCGUGCUGCUUGUUUCCAAUGACGACUUGUCUGUCUUUGAUCUGAGAAAGUACCAUGGAUCUGAGGCUGUUCUAGAGCGGCUGCUACCGGUGCUUAAAGUAGCAAAGAUAGCUUUGUUAAGUGAGAGUAACCUCACUGACAGGUGCUGCAGUUAUGUUUCUCCAGUUCUUACCAUGAAGUCUGGAGGACUGGAAGAGCUGGACUUAAGUGGAAAUCAUCUGAAAGACUCCGGAGUGCAGCUGCUCGCUGGCAGCCUGCAGGAUGCCAGCUGCAAACUUUCCAAACUCCGAUUAAGACAGUGCGGCAUUACAACAUCAGGAUGCCCGCCUUUGGCCAGAGGAAUAACAUCAAAUCCAUCUCAUCUGAGAGAGCUGGAUCUCAGCAAAAAUAAACUUCAUGACAUGGGAUUGAUGCAGCUUUCUGAUGUUCUAGAGAAUUGCCGUUUGGAAACUUUGAGACUCUCUGGGUGUGGUCUUCAAGAGAUAGGAUGCACACAUCUGGCAUCAGCUCUCUGCUCCAAUCCGUCUUAUCUACACAACUUGGAUCUGAGCAGGAACAGCUUCAGCACAACAUCAGUCAAUCAGCUUUCUAACUUCUUGCAGCAUCCUGACAGUAAGCUGCAACGAUUGUGGCUUUUCAAAACAAACCUACAAGCGGAUGAUGCAGCUGUUCUGCUCUCAGCUCUCAAACCCGACCACCUGAAGGAAUUAGACUUAGGAGCCAAUACAAUAGGUGUUGCUGGGGCGCAGAAACUUUCUGAACUGCUGAAGAAUCCAAAGAGUAAACUCGAAGCCCUGAGACUUCAAGGUUGUCGCUUCACAGAUGAAGGUUGUGCCGUGUUGGCUUCGUCUCUGAAGACAAACCCGGCUCAUUUAAGAGAUUUAGAUCUGGGAAGAAACAUCAUGAAAGAACACGCAAUUGAAGAGCUUUCCAAGUUCUUGGAAGACCAAAGCUGUCGACUGGAGAUACUGAACCUGAAAUGUUGCAUUGUAACUGAAGCUGGAUGCCAGGCUCUGAUUGUAGCCGUCAGUCGUUGCUUUUCCCUCCGAGAGCUCAACCUCAAGUACAACCUGUUCAUGGACGAGAGCCUGGAGCUGAUGUGUGAUUGGCUGAGCAGAACCGAAUGUAAAUUAGAAGUGCUGAGGUUGUCCUUUGUUAAAGAGAACACCUGUUUGUUGCUAGCUGCGGCUCUGAGGUCAAACCCUUCACAUCUGAGAGAGCUGGAGCUGAGCAACAGUCAUUUAGAAGAAUCAGUGAAGUUCCUGACGAAUGAUGACUUCAAACUGACUGUGACAGAUCAAAAUGUGUUCAAAGAACAAGCCCUGUCAGCGACACUGAGAGAGAAAUUGAAGAAAUUAGAGUUUAUUUGACAUAACCUCCUGCUUGGCUACCACAAAUGUUUAUUUUUUCGUUUUUAUGUCCAUCACUUUGUUUACUACCUAAAUGUUACAUUCUUGAAUUAUGUAAAUUCACAAAUGCUUUAAACUUUACUAUCUAUGACAUCUUAAGAUUUGUCCCAUUUUGGAUGGGAAGACUGUUGCAAUUAUAAUUUUGCAUAGGCAGAGGUAAUCUACACCCAGUGUACAGUUCUGAGCGUUCAUAUGAUAUUACUUUUUGACAAUCUCCCGUCGAUAAAAUAAUUUUUUUUUACAUUGUGAAGUAUUGUAAAAAUUUCUUUGAUGAGAUUUUGGUGGUGGCAUUAUGGUGCAAGGUCAGGGUGCAGCCUGCAGGAACGUUAUAGCAGCAGCAGUAAGCAGCCUACAAGUUCAAAACAACUAACCAUUCAUGGAAUGCAUCAUGUAAAAAAAAAAAAAAAAAAAAAAAAAAAAAAAAAAAAGAGUUUUUUACAUGAUAUAGUUUGAAUUUAGUCAGUUUGGGCAAAUGGUACAGGGUGUUAUGUUACACAGGAAAAGGAACUACAGUGAUUUUUUUUUUUAUUCAGUGAUUUUGAUUUAAUGUGGUAAUUAGAUCCUUUGCACACAAGAGGGCAGUGUAAUGCCAGAAACAAAGGGAGUGGUCACCUUGUCUUUAGGUUUGAUGAGUGUCGGCCGGAAACCUGUUUGCUUUUGUUUCGCUUCAGUGUGUUUGUUCAGUAGUAGGGAACCACAGAGUUGCUUUACUGACUUUUUGUAAAUGGUCAAGAGGAAUGUGAUUUUAUUUGUUCAAUUAUUUUUUUAGUAUGUUGUGUGUAUAAAAUUAAUAUGGAAAAAAAUACUUUUACAAUCUUUAAAGUAAAUACUUUCAGCGUUGUAUUAAGAUUACCAUAUUUGCUUGCUGAAGGAUUUGAGUUUGCAUAACGAAAGUCUAUCAAUGGAUAUGGAGGACAUGCAAACUCCACAAAAAGAAACUGAAUCCAAACCCUUCUCGCUUCUGAGGACUGUGUCGUCAUAGCAACGGGUGUUGCGGAAGUAGCCAUCGCUGCCUGCAGGGGGAUGAGAACUGCUUGGCCUCCACACGAAACCAAAAACAGGUCAGAGAAGCAGCGAGAGGGGAGAG
Molecule: messenger RNA, 4523 nt
Organism: Gambusia affinis (western mosquitofish)
Lineage: Eukaryota; Metazoa; Chordata; Actinopteri; Cyprinodontiformes; Poeciliidae
Product: NACHT, LRR and PYD domains-containing protein 12-like
Exons: 13
Coding region: 149-3397 (1082 amino acids)
Molecular function (GO): protein binding
Source: RefSeq, a predicted model, not a curated record